CGACGGCCUAGGGUUAGGUGUAGAUUGAACAGUUUUGACAGGGGCUGACGAUUGAUCGGCGGCGGCCUUCCUUAAUCGGCGAGGGGAGUUGAAAGGGGCUCUCGGUUAGCAUUCUGGGUUAGACCUCUCUUCGGUCGAUAGGCGAGUGUUAGUUGUUUUCGGCGGACGUUUUGUGCGAAGGAGUUUUUUUGGUCUGCGAGUAGGCUUUGCGUGUCAGUGCAAUUUCGGCUUGGAGAUGGCAGUAAUGAAUGCACAACAGGAGGUGAUGAGGUUGGCACAAGAAUACGGCAACAUGGAUGAUGAAGAUGAGACCAUUUUGGUGAAAGGCAUGGCUCCCAGUGCGGCGAAUGGGAGUCAGCGCUUGUCGGGACCAUCACAUAGGAAAAGUCGGGUAUGUCCGGCGGAAAAAUAGUGUCCCCCCCAAAUAGCAGAUUGAUGACGGGUGACAAGUUUGGUGAAUCUAAGAGUUCGGUCGGUGAUGAAGUAUCAAUUACAGCCGUCCAGAUGGCCCGACCUCCUCCUGAACAAGUUGGAGUUUUGGCUGUUCGUGGAAGGCCUCAGUUAGAAGGGAUCAAGAAUAAUGGAGCUUGGCAAGUAGUGGCCUGCUCUUUUAGUUUGCUUUUCAUAAUUUUAUCUUCCAGUGUGUCUUUGAUGUUGGAUUCUUUGUCGUUUGUGUGUUACACUGCUGUGGUGGGUAGGUUUUUUAUGCCAAGAAGUAAGAAGGCUUCAAAACCGGAGUUAAUCUUCAAAUCUCUCGCAAGGUUAGCGACUCGAUCUGCUCAAUCAUGGUGGUCGUUUAUAUGUCUAAUCAGAGGCUGGGGGACCUUCGGGUUAUGGUGAGUCUAGUAG
This is a messenger RNA of Cuscuta europaea, 849 nucleotides long. The record is from the annotation of a GenBank genome assembly. NCBI's taxonomy places the organism in Eukaryota, Viridiplantae, Streptophyta, Magnoliopsida, Solanales, Convolvulaceae.